Molecule: messenger RNA, 3665 nt
Organism: Zalophus californianus (California sea lion)
Lineage: Eukaryota; Metazoa; Chordata; Mammalia; Carnivora; Otariidae
Gene: SMOC1
Product: SPARC related modular calcium binding 1
Exons: 12
Coding region: 241-1581 (446 amino acids)
Biological process (GO): extracellular matrix organization
Cellular component (GO): basement membrane
Molecular function (GO): heparin binding; protein binding; calcium ion binding
Source: RefSeq, a predicted model, not a curated record
CCGCUGCCCGGCCGAGUCGAGCCGAGCGAGCGAGCGCCGCGCGCAGAGCACACGCUCGCGCUCCAGCUCCCCUCCCUGGCCGUUCAUGACCGCGCGCUCUGAGCUCAGCCCCGCCACCCCCGCCGCCCCGCCGCCCGCCGCCGCGAGGGCCCCCCGAGGGAAGGAAGGCAGGCGCGGCCGUGCGUCCCGCGGAAUCCGCGCCCCCCGGCCCGCAACCGGCUGCCCGGCCCGGCUGACACCAUGCUGCCCGCGCGCUGCGCCCGCCUGCUCACGCCCCACUUGCUGCUCGUGUUGGUGCAGCUGUCCCUAGCUCGCGGCCACCGCACCACGGGCCCCAGGUUCCUCAUAAGCGACCGUGACCCUCAGUGCAACCUCCACUGCUCCAGGACUCAACCCAAACCCAUCUGUGCCUCCGACGGCAGGUCCUAUGAGUCCAUGUGUGAGUACCAGCGAGCCAAGUGCAGAGACCCUACCCUGGGUGUGGUACAUCGAGGCAGAUGCAAAGACGCUGGCCAGAGCAAGUGUCGCCUGGAGCGGGCUCAGGCCCUGGAGCAAGCCAAGAAGCCGCAGGAGGCGGUGUUUGUCCCAGAGUGCAGUGAAGACGGCUCCUUUACCCAGGUGCAGUGCCAUACUUACACAGGGUACUGCUGGUGUGUCACCCCAGAUGGGAAGCCCAUCAGUGGCUCUUCUGUGCAGAAUAAAACUCCUGUAUGUUCAGGUUCAGUCACCGACAAGCCCUUGAGCCAGGGUAACUCAGGAAGGAAAGUCUCUUUUCGAUUCUUUUUAACUCUCAAUUCAGAUGACGGGUCGAAGCCGACACCCACGAUGGAGACUCAGCCCGUGUUCGAUGGAGAUGAAAUUACAGCCCCUACUCUAUGGAUUAAGCACUUGGUAAUCAAGGACUCCAAACUGAACAACACCAAUGUAAGGAAUUCAGAGAAAGUCCAUUCGUGUGACCAGGAGAGGCAGAGCGCCCUGGAAGAGGCCCGGCAGAAUCCCCGGGAGGGCAUUGUCAUCCCCGAGUGCGCCCCCGGGGGGCUCUACAAGCCUGUGCAGUGCCACCAGUCCACUGGCUACUGCUGGUGUGUGCUGGUGGACACGGGGCGCCCGCUGCCCGGAACCUCCACGCGCUACGUGAUGCCCAGUUGUGAGAGCGAUGCCAGGGCCAAGAGUGCGGAGGUGGACGAUCCCUUCAAGGACAGGGAGCUGCCAGGCUGUCCAGAAGGGAAGAAGAUGGAAUUUAUCACCAGCCUACUGGACGCCCUCACCACUGACAUGGUGCAGGCCAUUAACUCAGCAGCGCCUACUGGAGGUGGGAGGUUUUCAGAACCGGACCCCAGCCACACCCUGGAGGAGCGCGUGGUGCACUGGUACUUCAGCCAGCUGGAUAGCAAUAGCAGCAAUGACAUCAACAAGCGGGAGAUGAAGCCCUUCAAGCGCUACGUGAAGAAAAAAGCCAAGCCCAAGAAGUGUGCCCGGCGUUUCACUGACUACUGUGACCUGAACAAGGACAAGGUCAUCUCACUGCCCGAGCUGAAGGGCUGCCUGGGUGUCAGCAAAGAAGCAGGACGCCUCGUCUAAGGAGCGGAAAACCAAAGGGCAGGUGGGGAGACCAGGGAGGCAGGAUGGACCACCCAACACCUAACCUUCACCAGCUCCCCCGGCCCGGCCACAUCCCGUGUAACAUAAGUGGUGCCCACCGUGUUUGCACUUUUGAUAACUCUCAUUUGCAUGUUUUCUUUUUGGUUUCAUUUUUAAACACCAGUAUCUCAUACCACAGAGGGAAAAGGAAAGGGAAAAAGACUGUUUAUUCUCUAUCUUAUUGUAAGUUUUUGGAUCUGCUACUGACAACUUUGAGGGGUUUUUUUUUUGGUGGGGGGUGGGUGGGUGGGUGUUUGUUGCUGGGACUGAGAAGAAAGAGAUUUAUAUACUGUACAUAAAUAUAUAUGUAAAUUGUAUAGUUCUUUUGUACAGGUGUUGGCAUUUUGCUGUUUGUUUAUUCCUCCCCCCAACCCCACCCUCGUUGUGGGGGCUCUGGACACACAGCCCAGCUUUCUAGAACCCAGGACUGUAUCCCUAGCCCACCUGGAUCCCAUUUGGAGACGGACCGCGGUGUGCACGAAGACAGGAGCCCUCCGAUUGUAUUGUAGACCCCACUGGUUCUUUUCUGGCGGGAGGAGGGUCCUGCCCUUGCUUUAGCUGUCAGAGCCGGCGGGUCACUGGGCGUUUGGUCUUCCCAAAGGAGGCUGGGUUGAGGGACAGUUGGGAGUUGCCCCCAGAGGGAGGGCAGCAGCCAGCACAGGCACCAGUUCCCCCACGCCCAUGUGGUCCUGCUCUCUGGACCUCAGGCGGCCCAGGAUGCGUCCGUGAGUAUGCCAGGAUCCUCGUGACCCACUGAGCAAAUGAUUCUCGGACGAUUUGCAUUAGGUCAUUUGAAAGAUUUUCACCCUUGCUUAGCAUCUACUCUGUAAAGCACGAGAAGGGAGGCAAAGAAGAAAAAGAUACAGUGGGGCCUUCUAUUUAGCAGAUGUUUGAUGUUUAAGCAGUGGAGGGAAGAGGACAGAGGCCAGCACUGAUGAGUGCGGUGCCAGCCCCCUGCAAAUGCACAAGCGAGGCUUCCCGAGACUGGCCCUCUCAGCCGCAGGGUCAGCCUGGGUCUUCAUCUCCACUCUGUAUCUCCCCUGCCAUCCUGCCCUCAGUGGUGAUGACAAGCCUGAGGGAGGAGUUCGGCUGGUCAUCUUGUUGGUAACUCAGUGGUUUCUUUGUUUUUCAACCCAAUACUGAGGUUCUUCCUGUUCCCUCAAAUGCUCCUAAGGGCCUCUAGGCUUGAGGCCAAUUUCAGAGCAAAACUGAUUCUGGGCCUUCUCCUUCUACCCGCUGUAGAAGUGUAGGGCUAAUAACCCAGCUAGGGGGAAAUCCGGGCCUCACCUUCCACAGACAUGUUACUGGGAUUCCACUGCAGGCUGCCCAGCCUUCCUCUGCCCGGGUGGCCCAUUCAGACAGCCGUCAGACAGAGGACAACAAGUGACACUUAGCCUCUCUUCCCAUGAGCGGCCGUGGCAGCAACGAAGGAGGACAAGUGACCCAGGACCGGUGCCCCUAUCAGAUUGCUCUUGGAAAUCCGGCCUCAUCUCGUAUCCCACGUAGCAUUCCCGUAAGUGCACCCACCUCAGCAGACUGUGUAUCCCAUUUCGGGUCUGGAAGGCGUUGGCACCAUAAGCACGGGCCCACUCGAGGCCCUGCUCGGGGAGUGCCAGGGGCAGAGUUGGGGGGCGGGCACGGCCUCCUCAGGACAUGCUCUGGCGGGGCCUUGGACUAGAGAAGGUUCUUGAGCAAGUCCUAGAGGCUGUCUCAGGGGUGACUAAGACAUGCCAACAUGGUAAGGAGGAAAGGGAGCCCCCCACCCGCCAUUGGCCUGGACCGGAUGACCCAGCGGGCUAGAGUUAGAUGGACCUUCCAGAAGGCCCCGGCCCCUUUCCCUGGCCUGGAAGGAGCAUGAAAACACAGAGAGGGCGCCCCCCUGUGGAAAUUCAGAAUCCCCCCUCCACAACCCUGGCAUCUUCUCUCUCACACACGGGUAGGCUAUGUUGUGUGGCUUUCCUUUGUGAGGAUGGAGGGAGAUAUUUGUAGCUUGUUUUAUAAAAAAUAAAAAUGGGUAAACCUUG